ACCGCCUGACCCGGAUGUAGAGGGCAAGGCGGAAGUGGGGAGUCCGAAGCAGCUCUUGAGGCCGGCAGCAGGGCGUUUGGGCAGGUGAUAUUCCUGGAAUAUGGAACCCCAAGGAUGUGCCCGAGGCGCUCCUGUUCAUGCCACCAAAGAUGGCCCAAACAAGCCCUCCAUCCCUCAGAAGAAUGCCUACGCCAGGCUCGUGCAGAAACACCACAGCGGGAGGUUCCGGUCCUAUUUAAACCACAUUGCUCAGAAGCUGCAGCUGGAAGAGGCUACCCUCAAUGACUCCGGUUCGGAUGCAGAGCCAUCCUUGAAGAGGGGCCUCAUGAGAGAAGCUCUGUCGAAAAAUGGGGUGAAAGCAUCCAGCAGCUCACCAGUCAAAAUGCAGCCGGAACUGGUGGGAUCUGAGAAGCGGAGUGAGAAUAAAGAAGAAGGGUUUGCCAGGGGGCAGCGCCAUCGGAGAGAUCCCAGCACUGGCAAAGGAGAUGAGGAUGAUGUAGUCGAAGACGAAGAUGUCUCUUUUAAUUGGCAUGGCGAUGCAGCUGGCUUGUUCAGUGCGAGCCAGGUAGUGGGCAGCCAAGGGAUUUCGCCCAGACCGGCCGCCUUUCAGCAGAAAAUCUCCGGCUUUGGAGAGAGAGAAAGAGAGGAGUUCCCGAGGAGCAAACGUAGCGGCAGUGAAUGUUCUGCCAUCUUGGACAGAGCAGAGGGCUGCGUGCCUGCCAGACAGUUUGGCCUGGAUUUGUCUACGAUGAAUGCCAGGAAGGCCAGCCACUUGUCGCCCAGCCAGACGCAUGGUGGAGAAAAGAGAGGCUUGGUGAGGACCAGAAACAACUCUGAAUCGGCCAGAGCUCCCUCAAAUGUGGACAGGAGGCGACCACUCUCCGAAUCCCAAGCAGAUACCAUGAACAACUCUGACUGUAGAAUAAACCUCAGACAACUGGGAGCUGCCAGAGGAGGUUCCCAUGCUGCUUGCUCGAAAAAUCGGAGCAAGCCGACUCGAGGGCGGAAAAGGGUUUUUGAAGCCUACAUGUCACAGGAGGAUGUCUCUGCGGGACUGAAAAGGAAAACGCUCAUCCAGGGACCCCUGAGAAUAAACCCCAAGAAGUACCACGAGGCCUUCAUUCCAUCUCCAGACAGCACCCGGGAUAUCUUCAUUGAUGGAGUCGUGGCUCGCAACAGAGCUCUGAAUGGUGACAUUGUGGUUGUGAAGCUGCUUCCAAAGGACCAGUGGAAGGUCAUUAAGCCAGAAGGCUGUGACAAUGAAUCAGAAGCCGCUCAAGAAACGGAUGCUCCUGGGAAUUCACCGGCUACUUGCAUACUUGAUCGUUCAGGAAAAGGCGAUUCUGACGUCGUAAUAGAGGCUCAGUUUGAUGAUAACGAUGUUGGGAGCGAACAAGAGAGCUUGAGAAAACUUGAGGAUAUCAAGCAGUUGUCCCUGGGGGCCGCUGAAAAGCGGAGGGAUCCGGAGAGUGGCAGUGUGCCCCAUGCGAGGCAGGAAGACUCCUCCCCAGCGAACAAUCCGGACCAGUUUCUUCAAAAGACCGCCAAGGUGGUCUAUAUCUUGGAGAGGAAACACUCCAGGGCAGUGACUGGCUUCAUCCGGCUCUUGACUGACCGAAACAGCGAACUGUUCAAGAAGUGCGCCAUGUUCUCGCCUGUGGACCACAGAGUACCUCGAGCAUACGUGCCCUUGGCCGACUGCCCAGCGGAUUUUGCCACCAGGCCUGAGGACUACUCCAACACGCUCUUCAUCUGCCGUAUUGUGGACUGGAUGGAAGACAGCAACUUUGCCAUGGGGCAGUUGGCCCAAAGUCUUGGGCAGGCUGGAGAAAUUGAGCCAGAGACAGAAGGCAUCCUGACGGAAUAUGGUGUGGAUUUCUCGGACUUCUCCCCAGAGGCCUUGCAGUGCCUCCCUCAGAGCCUUCCCUGGAUUAUCCCACCGGCAGAAUUUGCCAAGAGAAGAGAUUUAAGGGAAGAAUGCAUCUUCACCAUUGACCCAUCCACUGCCAAGGACCUUGACGAUGCUUUAUCUUGCAAGCUGCUUCCUGAUGGUAACUUUGAAGUGGGUGUGCACAUUGCGGAUGUGAGCUAUUUUGUUGUGGAAGGAACAGCGUUGGAUGAAGUGGCAAGCAAGAGGGCAACGAGCGUCUACUUAGUUCAGAAGGUGAUUCCCAUGCUUCCCAAGCUGCUCUGUGAGGAACUGUGCAGCCUCAAUCCCCUGACGGACAGACUCACCUUCUCCGUCAUAUGGAAGCUGACACCUGAAGGCAAGAUUCUCGACGAGUGGUUUGGCCGGACCGUAAUCUGCUCCUGCGCCAAGCUCAGCUACGACCACGCCCAGAGCAUGAUUGAGCAGCCGGAGAGGGCGUUUGCAGCCGAGGAGCUCCCCGCGCUCUCCCCCCGGCACUCGGUCGAGGAAGUGCGCCAGGCCGUCCUCCACCUCCACCAGAUCGCCCAGCAGCUGCGCAAGCAACGCUUCAUGGACGGUGCCCUCCGCUUGGACCAGCUGAAGCUCGCGUUUACUUUGGACAAGGAGAGCGCGAUGCCACAAGGCUGCUACGUCUAUCAGUACCGGGACAGCAACAAGCUGGUGGAAGAGUUCAUGCUGCUGGCAAACAUGGCCGUUGCCCACCAGAUCUACCGCGCCUUCCCAGCACAAGCCUUGCUGCGCCGGCACCCCCCGCCUCAGACCAAGAUGCUCGACGACCUCAUGGAGUUUUGCAGCCAGAUGGGCCUGGAGGUUGACUGCAGCAACGCCGGGGCCUUGCAUAAAAGCCUGACUGAGACCUGCGGAGAGGACAAAUAUGCCGAAGCCCGGAAGGAGGUGCUGACCAACAUGUUCUCUCGACCCAUGCAAAUGGCGCUGUAUUUCUGCGCUGGGGUGCUGGAGGACGAGACUCUCUUCCGCCACUACGCUCUCAAUGUGCCCCUCUACACGCACUUCACGUCCCCCAUCCGCCGCUUCCCGGACAUCGUGGUGCACCGGCUGCUCUCCGCUUCUCUGGGCGCUGGCCCCGCCCUGAGGAUGAGGAUGGAUGAUCUCCAGAAGCAAGCCGAUCACUGCAAUGACCGGAAACUGGCAUCCAAGCGAGUGCAGGAGCUCAGCGCCGAUCUCUUCUUUGCGGUCUUUGUCAAGGAGUGUGGCCCCCUGGAGUCAGAAGCCAUGGUGAUGGGCGUCCUCAACGAAGCCUUUGACGUCUUGGUCCUGAGGUUUGGCGUCCAGAAGCGCAUCUACUGCAACGCUUUGCCACUGGUGGGAUUCCAGUUCCAGAAGGUGGGCAAGAAGCCACAGCUGACGCUCAUGUGGGAGCCAGAGGAAUUUGAGGAGGCUGCUGUGCCACAGGUCAUUGCCGUUUUCACUUUGGUGGAGGUGGUCCUGAAGUCGGACAACAUCCCCUUGAAGUACAGCGCGGUGCUGAAGAGGCCCAGCGGAGGAGAGUGACCAGGUGGUGGCGGCCGCCGCUGCUGCUGCUGGAAACGGACCGCCAAAGCCGUGCUCCCUGCAUGGGCCGCAUCCUGCAAUGACUCUUUCGUGAAAGUCAGACUGUGGAGCUCUUGCUUCAUUUUGUGGAUGGGUUUUGUUAUCAUCUCUGGGUUUCUCUUUCCCCCUUUUUAAAAUCUGAGCUGGUGGCAGCUCCAGCCUCUUUUGCAGUCGACAGCAAGAGAAACGGCAGGGACAUGAACUCUUUCAGCUCCCAGCUUCCAGACCCCGCCCUCCCCCUCCCGGUUUAAAGCGUGUCCGCAGCUGCUCCUCUCACAGCACCGUGUGCCAAGGGACUCGGAGCAGCCUGGCCUCCGCGCCUGCCUUGCCUUCGGCGGACCUUGCAUCGUGCUCCUCCUGGAAGCAGCCACGUCUGCCCGCCAGGGGCCUCCAAGGCCAAUUUUGCUGGGUUUAUAAUAAAAACUGGAUUGGUGUUGGA
Hemicordylus capensis (graceful crag lizard) is the source of this 3920-nucleotide messenger RNA. RefSeq names its product DIS3 like 3'-5' exoribonuclease 2 (gene DIS3L2). The transcript is spliced from 22 exons. Gene Ontology annotation, molecular function: RNA binding; 3'-5'-RNA exonuclease activity. Gene Ontology annotation, biological process: miRNA catabolic process. NCBI's taxonomy places the organism in Eukaryota, Metazoa, Chordata, Lepidosauria, Squamata, Cordylidae. The coding region runs from base 101 to 3442 and encodes 1113 amino acids. Gene Ontology annotation, cellular component: P-body; exosome (RNase complex). The record is from RefSeq and is a predicted model, not a curated record.